GACACAACAGUGAAAACAAGAAGUUCCUGGUUGUGUGCUUUCAAUGUCAUAGAUAGAAAAAUCCCAUGCAUCAGGAAAAUUAUGGGAGAUGCACAUGCCGAUAUCGUUUGGGAGCCGCUUCUUACAAGAAACAACGAAGCAUCUAAGCUCGACUCAGACGAAGAGGAUGACGUUGUGUUUGAAAGAAGUGGACGCGAUGCAACUGUCGGCAAUGCUUCUGUAAAACUCUCCUAUACAGAGGCGAUUGAAGAAGCGGGUUUUGGGUUGUUUCAUGGCCUUCUGCUUGUGAUAUGUGGCUGGGCAAACGCUAGUGAUGCAGUAGAAAUACUGUGUGUGUCAUUUUUACUGCCCACAGCUCGGUGCGAUCUUCACCUGAGCUCCUCUGACAUGGGUAUACUGAUGGCAAGCCUUUUUCUCGGUAUGAUGAUUGGAGGCUAUACAUGGGGCUACCUUGCCGACAGAAGGGGACGCCAGAAAGUCCUUAUAGCCUCUCUGACGGUUAACGGUAUUUUUGGUUCCCUUGCCAGUUUUGCGUCGAGAUUUUGGCUUUUUCUGCUGCUGCGGUUCAUCAGUGGUUUUGGGGUGGGUGGGUCGAUCCCAGUCAUUUUCUCCUACUUCUCGGAGUUUCAGCCGCGACACAGAAGAGGUGCAAUGAUCAGCGCCUUGGCCACCUUCUGGAUGGCAGGAAACAUACUCGCUGCAGGUCUGGCUUGGUUGGUCAUACCAAACACAGCGCUCAGGUUUCAGCUGGGAGGACUAGACUUUCAGAGCUGGAGGCUCUUUAUGGUGCUAUGCGCCGUUCCAAGUCUUUCAUCUGCACUGGUGUUCAAGCUCGCCAUGCCAGAGAGCCCCAAGUUCCUCAUCGAGGCCGGGCGCCAUGCAGAAGCGUUAAGGGUGUUCAGGAAGAUGUUUGUGAUGAAUCACAGAGGCAGUAUGAAGCCAUUCCCGAUGGCUGGCUUACUUAACAGUCUAGAGGACAAGCAUGAAAGUGCUUCACCAGUCAGUAGAGAGGUGAAGUCUCAGAAUCUGGCUGGCUGCCUCAGAAUGGGAACAGACCCCAUACGGCAACUUUUCAACGGACCCCUAGCAUCACGGAGCACAGCUCUUACGAUUAUAUUCUACUGCAUCUCAUUUGGGUACUACGGGCUCUGGAUGUGGUUCCCUGAACUAUUUAAGCGAACGGAAGCCGGAGGGUCCCCAUGUGCCAACAUGUCCCGCACCCGCACCGAAAGCAACGAGAGCUGCUACCCUGUCAAAACUGCCGUGUACAUGGAGGCUUUCCUCACUGCACUCGCCAACCUGCCAGGCAACAUCUUCACCAUCUUAAUAAUGGACACUAUCGGCGGAAAGAUUCUCCUCUCCUCGAGUCUGCUGGUGUCAAGUCUCAGUGUGUUCUUCAUCUGGGAGGUGACCACUAAAACCCAGAGCCUGAUCAUGUGCUGCGUCUUCAGUGGCGUGUCAGUCAUAUCCUGGAACGCUCUGGAUGUCAUCGGCACUGAACUUUACCCAACACAAUUAAGAUCGUCUGCCCUGGGCUUCUUCACUGGCGUGGGUAGGGUAGGGGCCAUCAUGGGUAAUGUAGUUUUUGGACAGCUAGUUGACACCAACUGUGCAGUGCCCAUCCUGAGUGUGUCACUACUGCUGCUGACUAGUGGACUGGUGGCCCUGCGUUUGCCAAAGACUAAACAAGCAGAACUCACUUGAGAGAGCGAGAGAGAGAGACAGAGAGAGAGAGAGAAUCAAGCCAAACUCAGAACUCAUCUUAGGGACAGAUAAGCAAGCAAAUAGAACAAAACAAGUAGAGCGUACCCAAGCAAAGACACAGACAGAACUUAUCUGACAGAAAACCCUAGCAGAUCUUGCCUGAGACUGCAUAGAAUUCAGUCUAUCUGCAGUUUAGACUUCCACAGUGUUACUGUUGUGAAGAGUAGAAAUGCUGUUGGUCCUUUGGCCUUCUUACGCAUAAGUGCACUUUUCCAAAGAGUGAUUUUGUGACUCAACUUUGUUUUAAAUAUUACUGCUGGCUUUAGAUACAUGACCAAUAUUUACAAAUGUUUUUUUUUCAAAUUACAAAUGGUAUGUGCUGAAUAUUCACAAACAGUUUUAAGGGGGGAUCAUACAUAAUGCACCACUCAAUGUCAAGAUGUUCAAACACACGGUGUGACUGAAGAAGUCCAUGAUUUUGCCAACUGUCAUUGUGUUUACAUUCUAAGGAAUUCAAAAUAUAACCACACACAUUACACACAUUACAUUGUCAAUGUCAACACAUGAAACAAAACAUUCCUAACUAGUAAAUAACAAGAAGAACUAACAUAUGAUAAUCAUGGUACUGUUUAAGAUUGCUUAAAGUUAGUUACUUAAACUCUAUUUAAUGAUGUAAUGUAAUAUGCUUAUAGGAAUACGGAUGUAUAAUGCUUUUGUGCCAAAUAUUCAUAUAUUAAAUUAUUUGUGAGAAUAUGUUGACUAGAUUUGACUUGUGUUGCAUUCAUAUUAAUACCUCCAGUAAUAUUAGCCUCAUAUGUACUUGCACCCAUUUUGUGAAGAUCUCAAAGUAGUUGAUAACUCAAACUCCAAAGGCUUCAUAAAUUCAUUAGCAAUAAUCUCUGACUCUCUCUCUCUCUCUCCUCACACACACACAAACAAAUCCAGGUCUUGAUUUUCAGCAUGGAAGACCUGAGAAUUUUGCUCAUAAUGAUUUAGAGUUGAAAUCCUUGUGUUUUUAGCAUGUGGCAACUCUCUCCAACACCCCAGUCCUCCUGUCCCUUCCCACGUCCCCAUCUACACACACACACAGGAUCAUCUAUGUGGGCCAGACAGGCUGCCCCUCUUUAUGGUAUUAUUUCCACAGUCUUACAUAGGCCUAAUGAAUAGUGAUAUGGUAAUGGUUUACCACACACACACACACGCACACACACAUCCUAAGAUUCCAACGUAUUAUUAGAAACUACAUUCUAUCAAGUUUAACCAUGAUUCAAUAAUAAAGACGAUGUUCUU
Messenger RNA from Alosa sapidissima (American shad), 2994 nucleotides. RefSeq names its product synaptic vesicle glycoprotein 2 (gene sv2). Lineage: Eukaryota; Metazoa; Chordata; Actinopteri; Clupeiformes; Clupeidae. Bases 82 to 1704 code for a protein of 540 amino acids. Gene Ontology annotation, cellular component: membrane. The record is from RefSeq and is a predicted model, not a curated record. Gene Ontology annotation, molecular function: transmembrane transporter activity. The transcript has a single exon. Gene Ontology annotation, biological process: transmembrane transport.